CACUUUGUUGAUAAAUUGAAAGGUUCGUAUCAAAAUACAAACACGAUGUUAUAGUCAAUGAUUCAUUGUGAUUUCUGCACGAUUCAUUCAAUAAUUGUAUGUGGAUACGACUGCACGUAGUAUUUCCAGUGAAUUUGUCUGUUAAAAUUUGAUAUUGGCGAAAUAUCAGACUUAAAUGUGUGCUUUUUGCUUCUGUAUUACAUUGUUUAAAUUUCGACACAACAAUCAAGUUCAAUACCCUUUACAUCGAGUACUGUUACGCGAAGUUACAUUAUUUUAGUUUUUACACCAGCGAAUUUUAAAACAAAGAAUAUAGUUAUUUCCAAGAUGUGGUCGCAUUUGGAACGUGGCAGCUCACCUGUGGAUUGGUGUGAAUCGAAUUAUUCCAUUACACCUAUGAUAGCAGAAUUUGUUAAUACGGUUAGCAAUGUACUGUUCUUUUUAUUUCCGCCAGUAUUGAUACACCUUUUCCAAGGAUAUGCUAAAUUUUUCAAUCCAGCUAUUAAUAUUUUGUGGGUGCUAUUGAUGGUUGUUGGAAUAAGUUCAGCAUAUUUCCAUGCAACUCUAAGUUUAGUGGGACAAUUGCUGGAUGAACUUGCAAUAUUAUGGGUGUUCAUGGCUGCAUUUGCAAUGUUUUUACCGAAACGAUAUUUCCCAAAAUUUUUAGGUGGCAACAGGAGAGUGCUAGCAUUCUAUUCUAGCAUUUUCUCGGUGUUGUCCACGGGAUUUCUGGUGAUGCACCCGAAAGCAAAUGCCUUUGCUCUAAUGACCCUAGCGUUACCUUCCCUGGGAUUCUUAUGUAAAGAGUUGAAAAGAGUAAAAUGCGCGCGCGUUUAUCGCCUCGGCUUACGUUGCGUUGCCGUCAGCCUCCUCGCCAUGUUCUGUUGGAUCAUCGACCGAAUGUUCUGCGAUGCGUGGCUUUACAUCGACUUCCCAUACAUGCAUGGCGCUUGGCACAUACUAAUAUUCAUAGCGAGUUAUACAGCCCUUGUACUGUUCGCGUAUUUCAAUGUAUCCGAAGAAAGGCCGGAACAAAAACCCCAACUGCGGUAUUGGCCGAUUAACGAUUUUGAGUUGGGUGUGCCGUACAUAACUAUAAAACAUCCUUGCAAGAAAGACGAUAAUUUGGCUAUUUAAUUUGUUAAUGACACAAAAAUGGUAUUUGUGUUUGGGGACAAAACAACUCUAUUUAUAUGGGAACUGCCUGAUAAAGUCGGUGUAUUUUUUUCUUGCUUUGUAUAAAGUGAUUAUGUAAUGUGAUUGUUUUAAUUCAUUCAGUCCAUGCGUGUACAAAGACUGGCCAUACUUAAACUGUAUUUUAUUGUAAAUGUAUUUUCUAUUUUUGCAAUUGGCAGCUUACAUAAAAUUAAUCUCAUUAUAGGUAUUUCCUAUUUAAAUGGAGUUGUAUAAAGUAUUUUUGUAAUUAUUUAUGUAUUUAGUGCCAAUCUGUGAUGUUUAGAUUAAAUGAAUUUAAAUUGAGUGCAAUGACUAAUUUUAAGAGUGACAAAGCGUGUAUCUUUUUAUUAUUUAGGCGUUUUUUUUAAAGUUGUCAAGUUUUAACAAUAUUUAAUCUGUGUAUAGUUUACUUUGUUCCUACUUUAUUGCUUGUAUUUAAAUAUUUUUUAGCUGUUAGUUCCAGCUGGUAAAUUUAUAUCUUUAUUUUUUACAUCGUAAAUUACACGAAGUAUUAGCUUGAAAAGCAGCUGUUUAGUAUUGUGAUGGUUUACUAAGUCUGCAUAGUUUUACAUAAAUAUAGUUUUAAUUUGCGUUAAAUUGUAAUUUAGUGUGAUUAAAAGCAAUUUGUUAGAAUUUUAACUGAUAGAAAUAAGAUCUGAUUUCAAUUGUAUUCUAUUUGACCUUUUUUCUUUAAAAUAAUAAUGUUUCAAAGAUAUCCUUGAUUGUUUAAAUAGUUUUUAUGUGAUACAUAUGCAUUCAUUGAAACGCAUUUGACAAUUAUGUGCACUAUUAAUAUACUU
Molecule: messenger RNA, 1976 nt
Organism: Colias croceus (clouded yellow)
Lineage: Eukaryota; Metazoa; Arthropoda; Insecta; Lepidoptera; Pieridae
Gene: bwa
Product: alkaline ceramidase
Exons: 5
Coding region: 328-1137 (269 amino acids)
Biological process (GO): ceramide metabolic process
Cellular component (GO): membrane
Molecular function (GO): hydrolase activity, acting on carbon-nitrogen (but not peptide) bonds, in linear amides
Source: RefSeq, a predicted model, not a curated record